Chaetomium strumarium is the source of this 1844-nucleotide messenger RNA. Its product is annotated as glycoside hydrolase family 1 protein. The coding region runs from base 223 to 1653 and encodes 476 amino acids. Gene Ontology annotation, biological process: carbohydrate metabolic process. Lineage: Eukaryota; Fungi; Ascomycota; Sordariomycetes; Sordariales; Chaetomiaceae. Gene Ontology annotation, molecular function: beta-glucosidase activity. The record is from RefSeq and is a predicted model, not a curated record. The transcript has 3 exons.
UGACGGUCCGAGAGGCGCGGGAGAAUGGGGGAAGAAUGGCUUGAAGCGGCGUGAUGGAGGUCUGAAAUAUAUAAGAUAGGGCAGAGUCGCCGCGUUCCUUCCAACUGCCCCCGCUGCUCAAGUCCCUUCUCUAUCUUGAAGCCUCAGCUGCUAAGACGGUUAUCUAUCCUCCCGUCUCUCUAUCCGUUCACACAGCCAACUUGAAGUUUUGAACUGUCCACCAUGUCUCUUCCCAAGGGCUUCAAGUGGGGCUUCGCCACCGCUUCGUACCAGAUUGAGGGCUCUACUACUGAGGAUGGCCGUGGGCCGUCUAUCUGGGACACCUUCUGCGCCAUUCCCGGCAAAAUUGCCGACGGCAGCUCGGGGGCUGUGGCCUGCGACUCGUACAAGAGGACCAAGGAGGACAUUGACCUGCUCAAGUCGCUCGGUGCCACCGCCUACCGUUUUUCGAUCUCGUGGUCACGCAUCAUCCCGCUCGGCGGCCGUAACGACCCCAUCAACCAAAAGGGCAUCGACCACUAUGUCAAGUUCGUUGACGACCUCCUCGAGGCCGGCAUCGAGCCCUUCAUCACCCUCUUCCACUGGGACCUGCCCGAUGCGCUAGACAAGCGCUAUGGCGGCUUCCUCAACAAGGAGGAGUUCUCGGCCGACUUUGAGAACUACGCCCGCGUCCUGUUCAAGGCCAUCCCUAAGUGCAAGCACUGGAUCACCUUCAACGAGCCGUGGUGCUCGUCCAUCCUGGGCUACAACUCGGGCUACUUUGCUCCGGGCCACACGUCGGACCGCAGCAAGUCGCCCGUCGGUGACAGCGCCCGCGAGCCCUGGAUCGUCGGCCACAACAUCCUCAUUGCUCACGGGAAAGCCGUCAAGUGCUACCGCGAGGAGUUUAAGCCCACGCAGGGCGGCGAAAUCGGCAUCACCCUGAACGGUGACGCCACCCUACCCUGGGACCCCGAGGAUCCGCUCGAUGUCGAGGCCUGCGACCGCAAGAUCGAGUUCGCCAUCUCGUGGUUCGCCGACCCCAUCUACUUUGGCCACUACCCGGAGUCGAUGCGCAAGCAGCUGGGCGACCGGCUGCCGACCUUCACGCCGGAGGAGGUGGCGCUCGUCAAGGGCUCCAACGACUUCUACGGCAUGAACCACUACACGGCCAACUACAUCAAGCACAAGAAGGGCGUGCCUCCCGAGGACGACUUCCUGGGCAACCUGGAGACGCUUUUCUACAACAAGAACGGCGACUGCAUCGGGCCCGAGACGCAGUCCUUCUGGCUGCGCCCGCACCCGCAAGGGUUCCGGGACCUGCUCAACUGGCUCAGCAAGCGGUACGGGUACCCCAAGAUCUACGUGACCGAGAACGGCACGUCGCUCAAGGGCGAGAACGACAUGUCGCUCGAGCAGAUCGUCGAGGACGACUUCCGCGUCAGGUACUUCCACGACUACGUACACGCCAUGGCCUUGGCCCACGCGGAGGACGGCGUCAACGUCCAGGGCUACAUGGCCUGGUCGCUCAUGGACAACUUUGAGUGGGCCGAGGGCUACGAGACGCGCUUUGGCGUGACGUAUGUGGACUACGCCAACGACCAGAAGCGCUACCCCAAGAAGAGCGCCAAGAGUCUCAAGCCGCUGUUUGACAGCCUGAUCAAGAAGGAGUAGAGUUGGGUGGUUUGGGCGGUUGGUGGGAGUUAUCUGGGGUUUGCUGUUAUGAUCGAGCGACGAUGGUUCAUCAUUCAUGUUCGGGCGUCAACGUCUGCUGACCAUUUCGCUUCUUUCCCUCAUGCGGCAAUCGUCUGGAUGUUGUGACUUUAAUGGGUCAAGUCUUCCAUCUGUUCAAGGAAGCCGGAAGG